AUGCUAGCGGUGCGAAGGUCCUCUGGUGCCGGUGGUGGUACGAACACUUGUCGACGAUGGUUUGCAAGAAGCCCAGCACCGAGAACGCUCUCCCGCCUCACUUGGCAUGGGCGAAAGUGCGAUACACCCGCCGUUGCCGCAGUCUCGGCAACGGCUCGACCGGCAGCGGCGGCAUCAGGCAGGUUUCUGGCCGGCGGAGACGAUUUCCGCAGCAACGGCUUUAGGAGGAGGAACGCUCACUCCGUGGCAACAACGAGCCGGCAGCCGCAGCGGCAGCAGCGCAUUUCAUCGUGGUUGUCGCCAUCGUCAUCUUCGUUGCUCGCGACUGCCGCGAGGCAAGGGACCGGGAGGCGUUCUUUUGCGACAGGGCUCCAGGGCGUUGCUGGCGUCGGCAGUGCAAGCGAAGACCCAGCGGGAGGCGCUUUGACGCCGGGGGUGGCGGGGGUAGAGGGGCUUCACAGACCCGAGGAUUUCGCCCCCCUAGCGGCGGCGGCGGUGGUGGAGUCGGACAGGCUGAGAAAGCCCAUCAGCACUGGGGAGGUUUCCACACCCUUGGGGAUCCUUCGAGGGGUUGACGCCAUCAGCAACACGGUGUGCUCGGUCAUCGAUGCCGCGGACUUCGUGAGGAACGCCCACGCCGACGAAGGUUUUCGAGUUGCGGCGGACGAGGCGUUCUCGGUGCUGGCGGAGUACAUCCAGGACCUGAACGCCGACGACUCGCUGUACCGCGCGCUGUGCGGGGUGGUCGAAGAAGAGGGCGCGAUGGACGGUUUCACGGGAGAGCAGCGGCGGGUCGUAGGGCUACACAUGGCGGAGUUCGAGAGGGGAGGCAUUCACCUGUCUGGGGAGGAGCGUGCUGAGGUGGUGGCCCUCCAGAACGAGGCUACGCGGCUCGAGCGGCUGUUCGAGCACAACAUUCUCGCCAAGAGAGCAGCCUUUCAGGUGAACCGGAAGGACUUGCACGGAAUCCCGGAGUUCAUCUUGUCCCGCAUUCCCCAGCCGGAAGGGCAGCCGGCCGACCGCUUCACCCUCCUCACUGACCAGUCACUCAUGAGUGACGUCAUCAAGAACGCUAGGAGCGGUGCGCUCCGACGCGCCAUGUAUCUCGCCGGCAACUCUGUGGCGGCAGAGAACGUACAGGUGCUGGAAAGGCUGAUGGCGGUCCGGCACAAGCUGGCUUUACGGGUGGGGUUCGACUCUCACGCCCACAGGAUGGCUUCCGAGAAGAUGGCUGAGAACCCGGAGGAAAUCGCGAGGUUCCUGGAGGCGUUGUCGGCGGGGAUAAGGGACAAGGCUGAGCAAGAGGCAAGCAUGCUCCGACAGGCUAAGAUGGAGGUGGAGGGGUCCUCGGAGCUGUACGCUUGGGACAUUUCGUAUUACAUGGGAUACGUCAAGUCAAGAGAGUGCAACCUGGACGGGCGAUCAUUGUCGGAGUACUUUACCCUUGGCGGGUGUCUCGAAGGCCUCAGGAUGGUGUGCAGGGGGCUGUUCAGCAUCUCCCUCGAACAGGUACCUAUUGAGCCGGGGGAGAAUUGGGCAGGGAGAAGUGGGGGGGGGGUGCGGAAGCUUGUCUUGCGGCACGAACAGGAAGGGGUGCUGGGCACUAUCUACCUGGACCUACACAGGCGGGAAGGGAAGUUUGGGCACGCGGCCCACUUCACGGUCCGUUGUGGGUGUUAUCAACUCCCUACGGUGGUUUUGGUGUGCAACUUUGGCCUGCCGGAGCCGCCGCCGGAUGGUGGAAACGCGAAACAGUCCAAGGAACGGUCCGGAAAGGAUGACGGCAGGCUCAUGUCCCACUCGGAGGUGGAGACCCUGUUUCACGAGUUCGGGCACGCCCUGCACUCGCUUCUCUCUCGCACGGAGCUGCAGCACGUCUCGGCCAGCGUCCCCGACGCUGUCCAUCGAGUGCGACGAGGACUACGACAACAACGGAGGCACUACCGCACGGGCGAAGCACCCCCCCCCGCCCUGUUAGACGGCCUCCACAGAUCGAAAACCCUCUUCGCCGGGCUGGGAAUCCAGACGCAGCUGCUCUACGCGACCCUCGACCAGCAGCUGUUUGGCCGCCAGCCGGAGGGGGGUGUUUGGUCGUCGGCGUCUGUGGCUGAUGCGUUGCAGGAGAGAAUCGCGGGGUUGCCGCGGUGCGAGGGGGCGUUCUGGCAUUCCAGGUUUGGACACUUCACCGGGUACGGGGCAAGCUACUACGCCUACCUGUACGCCAAGAUGUUCACCAGCGCCAUCUGGGAACGACACUUCGCAAAGGACCCUCUCAACAGCGACGCCGGGGAGCUGCUCUGGAAAGAGUUGCUCAUCCACGGGGGCGCCAAGGAUCCCCACGAGAUGCUCCGGGUGUUGCUGGGGGAGGAGCAGGGGAGCGGGGGCGACGCGGGGCUGAGGGCGGGGGUGACCAGCCUGCUGAAGGACACGGGCGCGGUAGCGACAUGA
Molecule: messenger RNA, 2448 nt
Organism: Ectocarpus siliculosus
Lineage: Eukaryota; Phaeophyceae; Ectocarpales; Ectocarpaceae
Source: the annotation of a GenBank genome assembly